This is a messenger RNA of Closterium sp. Yama58-4, 1320 nucleotides long. The record is from the annotation of a GenBank genome assembly. NCBI's taxonomy places the organism in Eukaryota, Viridiplantae, Streptophyta, Zygnematophyceae, Desmidiales, Closteriaceae.
AUGAAGAGUGGAGAUAACGACAAGGACCCGAGCGACGAUCGGUAUCCGGGCCUAUUCUACUUCGUGUCGACGCAAGUACCAGCUGGUCCAGAGAAGGAUGAAGACCUUGAGGAGCCAGCAGCUGUGGGAAAGGUGACCCUACACCCCCUGGACUUUUGGGUGAUCGAUAGUGGCGCUACCUAUAGCAUGACACCUCGCCCCGACUUGCUCACCGAACUCGAGCCGUCACCGGUGAAGCAUGUCACAUCGGCUUUGGGGCAGCGAGCAGAGGUGAAAGGCAUGGGCAAGGCCAUGUUCAAGGGUGCUGAUGGGAAGAUGGUGGGCCUCAAGAACGUGCUUUGGGUGCCCAGCCUUGCAGCCAACCUGAUUUCCGUGCGGCGAUUGGCAAAGGCCGGCAUGGACACGAACUCGAAGGGAGCCAAGACCUACACCGCAAGGAUUGGUGACCGAAUUCUUUGGGACAUUGAAGAUAGGGAUGUCUACAACGAGAUGUGGCAGAUCCCUGUGGUCCCCAUGCAUAAGGAAAGGCAAGUGGCAGCAAGCGUCAGCACCAAAGGUGAAGCGGUUGGUAGCGGCGAUGGCGCGAACGGUCGCGCUAAGGAGAAUGAGCCCAAGAAGGGCAAACCUGGAGUGACCAGCAAGCUGUGUGACCAUAAGGAGAGAGGUGCAGCAGCCAAGAAGCAGCACAAGGGUGAGGAGAACCCCGAGGCAGCAGCGAAGGAGGAGUACGGAGAGAGUAUGUGGGGCGCUAUUGCGAGCGCGGCAUUCUCCAAUCCGACUUCGGCUACGGGGGAGUGUGAUUGGCUCACCUUGCAUCGGCGAAUGGGGCAUGUGGCCCUGCCCAUCUUGCAGCAGCUAGUGAAGAACCAGAUGGUUGCUGGCAUACGUGUGAAGGGGGAGCCUGAUGAGGUGCUUGGCUGCCCGACGUGCAUGCAAGCCAAGUUUAUCCGCUUCCCGUUCUCUAGUUCGGAGGCAACGGCAAAGGCACCGCUUGAUGAGGUGGUGAUGGACGUGGUGGGCCCCCUGAAGCUUGGAGCUGCUGGAGCAGACUACGUCCUCACCAUUGUAGAUGUUUACACCCGCAUGACCUGGGUGUACGUGCUGGCCAAGAAGAGCGACGUUGCUGAAACGUUGAAGACCGAUUGGUUCCCGAUGGUGGAGCGGCAACAAGAUCGACUAGUGAAGUCAAUCCGCACCGAUCGAGGGGGAGAGUUCCUGAGCAAGGAUUUUGGGUUGUGGCUGAAGAAGAAUGGUAUUCGGCACUCCCUCACCAUGCCAUACUCCCCUGCAAUGAACAGCAUCGCUGAGCGAGCGAACUGA